AUGAUGCAUGCUCCGCAGAGAUCGCAGGCUUCCGCCUCUCAAUCGGUUGCCACUCCCACUGGACACCAAUUCUCUCCCUACGACAGCAAUGGCGGAUCUAUCCUCGCCAUCGCCGGCCCAGACUUCUGCGUUGUAGCAGGUGACACCCGACAGUCAACAGGUUAUAACAUCCAAACCCGCUACAAGCCCAAAGUCUUCCGCCUCAACGACAAGGCUACCCUCGCCACCAACGGCUUCUCCGCCGAUGCCGAGGCUCUCGUAGACCGCAUCAAGCAGCGCCUGGUCAUGUACCGUCACAACCACGGCACACACAUGUCGCUCAGCGCCAUUGCGAGGAUGGUAUCGACGAUGCUGUAUGGGAAGCGUUUCUUCCCCUACUACGUGUACAAUAUUUUGGGGGGAGUGGAUGAGGAUGGCAAAGGGGCCGUAUAUUCGUUCGAUCCUGUAGGAAGCUACGAGAGGGAGCAUUGCAGGGCAGCCGGUGCUGCACAGUCGCUCCUCCAACCCUUCCUUGACAACCAGAUCAACUUCAAGAACCAACACCCCACACCGAACCGCCCCAUCCCCGAGCCAGGCAGCUAUGACCUCGCAACCGUGUUGCGCAUCACGAUGGACUCCUUCUCAGGAGCGACGGAGCGACACAUCGAGGUGGGAGACGGCCUCGAGAUGUUCAUUGUGCGCAAUGCGCCUGCAGAGGGAGAAGCGGCAUCGAGUAGCGAAGGGGCAAAGACGGCCAACUUGGAUCUGGCGUCACUGUUCGGCGCUGUGGAGGCGCAGGGUGGGGAGGAUGAGCAGACGCAGGGGGUUACAAUGGUGGUCAGGAAGGAGCUGAAGAAGGACUGAGGGGGCUUCAGCCCGAUAAUAUCACAUUUCUAGCCAGAAUGGUGUUUGCUGCAUGAAGUAUCUGUCUGAUAGAGCUCUGCGCUGAGCAUCUUCAUCAAUGUCCUCAUCGUAGAU
Messenger RNA from Jaminaea rosea, 957 nucleotides. RefSeq names its product putative PRE7-20S proteasome subunit. The record is from RefSeq and is a predicted model, not a curated record. Gene Ontology annotation, cellular component: proteasome core complex. The coding region runs from base 1 to 843 and encodes 280 amino acids. NCBI's taxonomy places the organism in Eukaryota, Fungi, Basidiomycota, Exobasidiomycetes, Microstromatales. The transcript is spliced from 3 exons.